Messenger RNA from Gastrolobium bilobum, 2536 nucleotides. RefSeq names its product pentatricopeptide repeat-containing protein At3g24000, mitochondrial-like. Lineage: Eukaryota; Viridiplantae; Streptophyta; Magnoliopsida; Fabales; Fabaceae. The coding region runs from base 91 to 2352 and encodes 753 amino acids. The record is from RefSeq and is a predicted model, not a curated record. Gene Ontology annotation, molecular function: zinc ion binding; protein binding; RNA binding. Gene Ontology annotation, biological process: RNA modification. The transcript is spliced from 2 exons.
GAUAUUUUCCAAGCAAAGCAACCCAAUGAAUCAUGCUACCAGUAGUAAAGUCCUUCCUUCAUAGAAUCAUAGUCAUAGGCUGAGUCUGCCAUGGCUUCUUUCCCUUCCAUUGCUGUCACUGCAACUCUUAAGCUCCACCCACAAUUCAGAAAAUACCCGCCAACCUCCUUUACCGUAGAGAAGAGUCAAAGCAUUUCUUUGCAGAAAGGCCAUUUGGAUCCCAGCGGGUAUCUGAAUUUUCGGGAAGAACUAAAAGAGGGGACAGAGGAGUUGGAGUCAUCUUUCUACGUUCCCUUGUUGCAAGAAUGCUUAGACAAGUGUUCCAUUUCAGAUACAAAUAUUGUUCACGGUCACGUCAUGAAAACGGGUACCCAUGAAGAUGUUUUUGUCAUGACAUUUCUGGUCAAUGUUUAUGCCAAAUGUAAGAGCAUGGAGGAUGCUCGCAGAGCCUUUGACAACAUGCCCAGAAGAAACGUGGUCGCGUGGACCACGUUAAUGGGGGGUUAUGUGCAUAACUCACAGCCAAAGCAUGCAAUCCAUGUGUUUCAAGAGAUGUUACAUGCUGGAAGUUAUCCUUCCAUUUACACUCUUGCUAUAGCUCUAAAUGCUUGUACAUCCCUGCAAUCUUUUAAGUUAGGGGAUCAGUUCCAUGCUUACAUAAUCAAAUACCAUGUUGACUUUGACACUAGUGUUGGCAAUGCACUUUGUGGUUUGUACUCCAAAUGUGGCAGGUUGGAAUUGGCUCUUAAAGCAUUUAGGAGAAUCAAAGAAAAGAAUGUUAUUUCGUGGACUUCUGCUAUUUCCGCUUGUGGGGACAAUGGUGAAGCUAUGACUGGUUUAGGAAUUUUUCUUGAGAUGCUUUUUGAGUACAUACAACCUAAUGAGUUCACCUUUACUAGUGUCUUGGGUCAGUGUUGUGAAAUUCAGUCUUUGGAACUUGGGACUCAGGUUCAUUCGUUGUGUACUAAAUUUGGCCAUGAAUCAAACCUACGUAUCAGGAAUUCUUUAUUGUAUUUGUAUCUCAAAUGUGGUUGUAUUGGGGAGGCGCAAGUGUUGUUUAACAGAAUGGAUGAUAUGAGUUUGGUUUCGUGGAAUGCUAUGAUUUCUGGACAUGCACAAAUGAUGGAACUCACAAAGGAUAAUCUUUCUGCAUGCCGAAGUGGAUAUGAAGCACUCAACAUUUUUUCCGAAUUGAAUCGGUCAGGCAUGAAACCUGAUCUAUUUACUUUCUCAAGUGUCUUAAGUGCCUGUAGUAGAAUGGUGGCUUUAGAGCAGGGGGAACAAAUUCAUGCUCAGAUCAUCAAAACCGGGUUCUUGUCUGAUGUUGUUGUGGGUACUUCACUGAUUAAUAUGUACAAUAAAUGUGGAAUCAUUGAGAGGGCAACCAAAGCAUUUCUAGAGAUGUCAACUAGAACUAUGAUAUCAUGGACUUCCAUGAUUACAGGUUUUGCACUGCAUGGCAAGUCACAGCAAGCAUUGCAUCUUUUUGAGGAUAUGAGACUGGUAGGAGUUAGACCAAACCAGAUCACUUUUGUGGGUGUUUUAUCAGCAUGUAGCUGUGCUGGCAUGGUUAGUGAAGCACUCAAUUACUUUGAGAUUAUGCAAAAGGAAUAUAAAAUUAAGCCUGUGAUGGACCAUUAUGCUUGCUUGGUUGAUAUGUUUGUGAGGCUCGGUCGGUUGGAGGAAGCUUUGAAUUUAAUUAAGAAAAUGCAUUAUGAGCCUAGUGAGUUUAUUUGGUCAAACUUGAUUGCUGGUUGUCGAAGUCAUGGGAAUCUGGAAUUGGGGUAUUAUGCUGCUGAACAGUUAUUAAGUCUUAAGCCAAAAGAUAGUGAGACAUAUGUAUUAUUGUUGAAUAUGUACCACUCAGCUGGGCGAUUUGAAGAUGUUUCUAGGGUGAGGAAGAUAAUGAAAGAGGAGAAAAUUGGAAAAUUAAAGGAUUGGAGCUGGAUUAGUAUCAAAGACAAAGUGUAUUCAUUUCAAACCAAUGACAAGGCUUACCCACAGAGUUCACUAUUAUGUAAAUCAUUGGAGGAUUUACUUGCUAAAGCAAAGAAUCUUGGAUAUGAGAUGCUAGAAUGUAUGGAAAUAAGUGACGAAGAGGAGGAGGAAAAGACGUCCUCCCCUACCAUUUAUCAUAGCGAGAAGCUGGCAAUUACAUUUGCUUUGGAGAACUUGCCAAAUUCUUCCCCAAUAAGAGUUGUCAAGAGCACCUUAAUGUGCACGGAUUGCCAUAAUUUUAUUAAGUACGUCUCAACACUGACUGGUAGGGAAAUCAUCGUUAAAGAUAGUAAGCGGCUUCAUAAAUUUGUCCAUGGACAAUGCUCCUGUGGGAAUUUCGGUGGUUUUCUCUGAUAUUCUCGAAGCAGUAGCAGCUACAUGAGUUAGUAAUCAAAAAGCUGACCAUCAAAAGCUAAUACAUUCUUUACACCUCUACAAUUACUAUUGACACAUUAUUGAUUAGUUUUAAAUUGUUAUGGGAAGUUAGCUUUUAAAUUGUGAUUAUAGCUUCCUAAAAAUAUAGAAUAGCACGUAUUGC